ACCUCGAAAAAAGCAGGGGAGAGAGAGAGAGAGAGAGAGUAGAGAGAGAAAGAGAGAGAUUUUAGAGAGAGAGAGUCGCCGUCGCCAUGGAUCCGAAGCACGCGGGCUCUGCUCUCGACGACCUCGUCUCCUCCUUCACCAUCCGCAUCGCCGAGCUCCAAGAGCUCGUCAUCGCCCGCAACAUGUACCCAGCCACGACCAUCCCUGACCUCUCGGCCGUCGACGCGACGCUGAAGGCGAUGGAGUCGCAGAUCGAGGCUAUCAAGGGCCGAUUGCAGGAGGAGAAGAACGCAAUCCCCAAAGCUAAAAGGCUCGUGGAGCAGUCGCAGCGGCAGCAGAGGAAGCUGCAGCACAUGCUCGCUCACGUGCCUGCUGCAAUGGUCGAGAGCUUAACCCUAGUGGAUCGGAACCCUUCGAGUGCAAUUCUGGAGGUGUCGGAUUGUGAUGUAGCUUAUGAGGCUUCUAAGCAGAGGGAGGAGCCCGUUGCAGCGCCAAAGAAGGGCCGAGGUUCUGCACCCCGUUGGUAUAUUUCUGCUGUGGAGCUUGAUUCAUUGUCCUCUUAUAUGAGGGGGAGGCUCACGUUGGAGAAGGUUAACAUUGCUAUUAAUGAGGUGGCUACCUAUGCAGAUGCAAAUGCUCAUCUUAUUUCAUGCCCAAAGAAAAAGUUGGCAGAAGAUGCUUGGGGAAAGGCUUUGGAAUUGAGAGACAUUGCUAUGGCUGAACCAGUGAAAGGCAAGCAUUUUUUCCUUGAAGCCGACAUAAAAGGGCCGGGACUAAAACUUGACAACACGGGCAAAGCGAUUCUAACUGUACUUCGCCAUCUUGGUCGGAUUCAAGAAACUCGGAUUGGCCAUCACCGUGUCCUAAUCCUGUCCAAACCUCACUAAUAUACUACGUAAUAUUGGGGUAAUUUCAAUCCAUUUAUUUGAACCUACUCUAUUGAUUCUUCCUACUUACCACUAGUAUGCAAACAUGUUCUCUCUCUUUAGAGUAGUAUAAUAUCAUCUAACACGGUUGAACUGGAAUACUUUCAGGAGCAGUAAGUCCUGGGUUCCUUUACGUUACUUUCAAUGAUGGGGUACUUAGAUUGACAAUCAACACCGUCAAGCAUGAUUUGGACACAAACAAUUUCAAAACCAAAUUUCAUCACUUUUGAUAAUUUAUUUUCUAGCUGAUCAAGUAGUCUAAGUAGUCUCAAAGUGAACGGCCAGAAUUGAACAACUUUCAGAAUAUAAAAGAUAGGAUUGUUCAAAUCAAAAUCAAGAUUGAAGAUCUUCAUCUAGCUUAAACAAGAAAAUACUUUAUGUAGGCUGUGGAAAUUGUUCAAUUCUGAUACCACUCCAUUGCUUGAUAACUGAUGUCAAAAAAUGAGAAAAUUUGGUUAUGAGGAAGUUCAAAUACUCUAAAUUUGUUUAAUGGUGUCGUUCGUUGAUUUCAUACUCCAUCAUCUAAAAUAUUUAAGUUUUGCAUACCAGUACUUGCUACUUCUUAAACUAUAUGCUAACUCAAAUUUCUAAUCUAAACCCUAAUUAUACAGAAAUGUGUCCCAACAAACCCUAAACUAUAUUUACAAGACAAGGAACCAGUCAAGCUUCUUUGGCUUUCUUGGUUGUGGGAGAGUCACGAGACUCAAACCUUUGAUAUAUAUUUUUUUUUACUUCAGAAGGAAGAAUAUCCAACCUGAUUUUGGUGCCAAACUUUGUCUUAAUAUGGUUUGUUAUCAAUUUGUUCUUCUUUUCACACUAAUGACGCCUUUUUUUUAAUAUUAUUUCCUUUGAUCCGAUCAACCAGAGCCCCGGAUCUUCUCCUGUGAAUCUGUGAUUCAGUUUCAUAUUUGUUGGAUUGUUGGUUUGUGAAUGAGAAUC
This is a messenger RNA of Ananas comosus (pineapple), 1865 nucleotides long. RefSeq names its product spindle and kinetochore-associated protein 1 homolog. Gene Ontology annotation, biological process: cell division; regulation of microtubule polymerization or depolymerization; mitotic cell cycle. Gene Ontology annotation, molecular function: microtubule binding. Gene Ontology annotation, cellular component: spindle microtubule; mitotic spindle; outer kinetochore. The coding region runs from base 87 to 887 and encodes 266 amino acids. The transcript has 9 exons. NCBI's taxonomy places the organism in Eukaryota, Viridiplantae, Streptophyta, Magnoliopsida, Poales, Bromeliaceae. The record is from RefSeq and is a predicted model, not a curated record.